Messenger RNA from Homarus americanus (American lobster), 1516 nucleotides. Its product is annotated as acidic mammalian chitinase-like. Bases 49 to 1212 code for a protein of 387 amino acids. NCBI's taxonomy places the organism in Eukaryota, Metazoa, Arthropoda, Malacostraca, Decapoda, Nephropidae. Gene Ontology annotation, molecular function: chitin binding; chitinase activity. Gene Ontology annotation, biological process: chitin catabolic process; carbohydrate metabolic process. The transcript is spliced from 8 exons. Gene Ontology annotation, cellular component: extracellular region. The record is from RefSeq and is a predicted model, not a curated record.
CUGCCGCCAAGUAAAUCUCACAUUAGCACAACACACACAACCUCCACCAUGAGGUUCUUGGCAGCGUUGGUAAUGCUCGCCCUCUCGCUCUCACUAACAGAGAGCGUGAUGGUGUGCUACGUGGAGUCCUGGGCUGCACAUAGGCACGAAAAGUUUGACGUGGAAGACAUAGAUCCCAACCUGUGCACUCAUCUGUUAUUUGCCUUUGCUGGCAUCACCUCCGACGGGGAGAUUAGUGUACUUGACCCACAACAUGAACUUUGCGACAAUGGUGGAGACUGUGCCUUUGAUAGGUUCACCGCCCUGAAGAAGCAGAACCCCGAGUUGGUAACCAUUCUCAGCGUCGGGGGCUGGGCGGAGGGCUCUGAGAAAUACUCCAAGAUGGCUGCAGAUCCUGCCAUGAGGAAGGUAUUCAUCAGUACUUCAAUGGCACUCCUGAAGGAACACGACUUUGAUGGUAUAGAUAUGGACUGGGAGUUCCCAACCCAGAGGAACGGGAUGCCUGAAGACAAAGAGAACUUCGUCACCUUGAUGGGGGAGCUGGCCGACGCGCUACACGCCGAAGGAAUGAUCCUGACAGCCGCCGUGAGUCCUUCAAAAUACACCAUUGACGAUGCCUACGACGUGCCGGGGUUAGCCGAGCACUUGGACUUGUUGAACGUCAUGACUUACAAUUUGCACGGUGACUGGGAUAAUUACGUACACCACCAGUCCGGACUCUACCCCUAUAAGGAUGACACUGGGAAUAACAAAUACCUCAACAAUGACUUUGCUAUCAAUUACUGGAUAGAGCUAGGAAUGCCGAGCAACAAAAUAGUGAUGGGUAUGCCACUAUACACCGCCUGCUGGACACUGGAUGAUCCUUCCCAGACCGAUUACUACUCACCAGCCGAGGGGACAUACUCGUUUAACUACUACGAGUUCUGUUACAACCUGAAGAUGCAUCCAGAUGUGUGGGUGAUAAAGACAGCCGAGGGCAUGAAUGAACCUUACGCCUACUACGAGAAACUCUGGUGUUGUUAUGAGAACCACACCUCCGUCGCUAUCAAGGCCAACUACGCUAAGGAGCACAACCUGGCGGGUAUGAUGGUGUGGAGUUUGGACUUGGAUGACUACCAAGGUAAAUGUCACGACCGUAAUUUCGACCUCAUCAGGACCAUGGUGGAAAACUUCUCAGGCAGCGAUGAAGUGCAAAAAUCUCAAAGAAGAUGAAUACUUGAUGUUUGUCAAGUUCACUCGUGACGUAAACUUCUCACCAUGUUAAUAAUAAUAAUAAUUAACGGCUUAUUGAAAAGUACAGCAGCCAGAGGCUGAUAUUAUACAAUAGACAGAAAGACACAGUAUUAGUAUAGUGACAUUAGGAAGUGAUUUAUCCAACAAAAUAUUUCAAUACAAAAAAGAGACUUGGAGUAAACAUACGGGUUGUCUAUGAAUCACUGAUUAUUUGGUAUUGUAAAGGAACAAGUGGUCUGUAAGUCUGCCUUGCUAGUGGUGUUAAUAUUUGUGUUACUGACAA